AUGGCGUCCCACGUAAAAGUCGAGCCCAUGGUCCACCCAGAGGGCAGCGGCAUCAGCUUUGGAGCCAAUGUCUCUGACGUUGACUUGGUAGACAUGUCUGACGCUGAUAUUGAGAUCAUCGCAAAGGCCUUUUAUAAGCAUCACGUUCUGGUGUUCAAAGGCCAAGGACAUCUAUCGCCACGAGCUCAAUUCGAGUUUACACGACGCCUCAACUCAGCAGCAACUAUUUCCUCUCCCCACAAAGACCAACUCGAUGCCAAGAGCUUCCUUCUAAGCCCAGACCUCAACACAGUUCCGCACCAGCCACAGGUCCAAAUCAUUGGCAACGGCUUCGUUCUCGAGCAUGAAGGUGCCAAAAACUUGAACCUGCGAUACCCGCAUCACCGCUCUUCACAUUCCACCGUCAUAGAAGCCCAAAACGCCCUUGAUUAUACCCGCUUCUACCGCUGGCACAUCGACGCUGACUUAUACGGCGCGCCUCCGCCUGUUGCCACCACGAUUCUCGCCGUAAAACUGCCCAAGAGACGCAUGCAGACGAUCCGAUAUGAUGACGGCACCGGUGAUGAGCUGGAAGCUCCUCUUGGGACGAUUGCAUUCGCCAGCGGAGAGGCCAUGUACAACCUGCUCUCAGAAGAAGACAAGGCAUUUGCGCAAUCUACCAAGGUCGAGUAUGCUGCUCAUCCGUAUCUAUGGAUGGCAUCAGCCAAAUCGCAUCCCACGGGACUUGGUCUCGUCUCUGAAGGCAAAGAGCUCCAUGACGAUGAGCUACCGCCUAUCGAUCCGGCCUCUAUCCAGAUCCUCCCCAUGUGCUGGCGAAACCCAGUGACUGGUCGACUUGCGCUGCAGGUCCACGCAUCGGUUGUACGACGACUGCAUCUUGGAAACGGAAAAGUUAUUGAUGACUUGGAAAGGGUGCGUGAUAUUUUAUAUCGGUUUCAGAGACCUGGAAUAGCGCCGCAACUCGUCUAUACGCAUGACUGGGAAGAAGGAGACUUUGUGAUUUUUCACAACCGAGGGCUUAUCCACUCGGUGGUUGGUACGCUGGCAGAAGAUGAGGUGAGGAUAAUGAGGCAGUGCAUAAUUGCGGGAACUGAGAUGCCACUGGGUCCUGGUGCUGCGUGA
Messenger RNA from Trichoderma atroviride IMI 206040, 1122 nucleotides. RefSeq lists its product as uncharacterized. Lineage: Eukaryota; Fungi; Ascomycota; Sordariomycetes; Hypocreales; Hypocreaceae. Gene Ontology annotation, molecular function: oxidoreductase activity. The record is from RefSeq and is a predicted model, not a curated record.